AUGGAUGCGUCCGAUGAGAGCAUCCGUGCAUUUGUAAGCAUAGAUCGUCCUUGCCAUCUCGUUUUCGGCGGCUGCGAAAUAGAGCAGGCGCGAAGUCGCUUUUGGUCAGCGUUAACCCCCUACCCGCCACCUGGAGACGCUCCACGUACCCAUGAUAAAGCGAUUAACCUGCUGAAACUCCAAAGGAAAUUGUGGCAGUUUCUUCUAAUGCGGGUUUUCUUCAUUGUACUUGCCUUCCUUGCCACUGCGCACUGCCUUUGUAAAGUCCGUGGUAGAGAUCGCGAUGAAGACGAGAAAUGGGUCGACGGUAGCUUUCUGAUGCAGUGCCUGAAGGUGGGGGAGUGGGGUGGUUGGAGAACUACAAUUUUGGCUUGUAUGGUAGAUAACAAGCAGAUCGCCAUUGGUAGCAGUGCAAAAAUUGGAAGAAUGACUUACAUUUGCGAAGAUGCAGGAAACGGAAGUGUUCGGAUUCGUUACUACUGGGAGUGAUAGAACAGCAAUUUCCCAUCAUUCCUCCUAUCUUCAGUUUAUAAAGACGAAAUGAAGUUUUACGAUCGAUGGACCGCACCUAGCUCCAUCUGGUAUUGAUCAAUUUUCACUCAGUAGGAGUUGUAAUUCGACAUUGCCUUGAUUUGCAGGAAGAUAAGUAGC
Messenger RNA from Cylicocyclus nassatus, 651 nucleotides. The record is from the annotation of a GenBank genome assembly. Lineage: Eukaryota; Metazoa; Nematoda; Chromadorea; Rhabditida; Strongylidae.